AGAGUGUGGAAGAGUUAGAGCCACGGGUUUCGUGUGGAUGAAACAAAGCACUCCUUACGAACAUUUCUUCGAAGCCACCAAGACUCGCGUUUCUUACGCUGUUGAGGUCACCGCAUAUGUCGACAAGGGUUGUAUGAAGAAGAUGACAGGGGUGAAGAGUAAGCAGAUGUUAAUGUGGGUACCGAUUGUGGAGAUGACUUUGAAGGAGCCAAAGAGCGAGAAGAUCUACUUCAAAACUCCGAUGGGACUCGGCAAGGCUUAUCAUGUUACCUUAUACAUGGAUGAGGAAGAGAAACGCAACUUUUACUUGGAGAAUCCCAAAAAAUAAAACAUUUUAUUAUGAUAAAUAAAUUAUAUUUCCGGUUGCUUUUGAUAUGUUUCUGUUUUCACUCUUAUCAGGUUGCUUUCUAUGCCAUUACUAAAAAAAUUAUGUUGACAAUUAUGAAAAGAAGUAAAAUUCGUUUUGUGAUGCAAUGGUUAUAAUUUGUAAUUGAAAUCGAUAAAGAAAAAUAAUUUCAGUUUC
Messenger RNA from Raphanus sativus (radish), 523 nucleotides. RefSeq lists its product as uncharacterized. The coding region runs from base 38 to 328 and encodes 96 amino acids. NCBI's taxonomy places the organism in Eukaryota, Viridiplantae, Streptophyta, Magnoliopsida, Brassicales, Brassicaceae. The record is from RefSeq and is a predicted model, not a curated record. The transcript is spliced from 2 exons.